AUGGCUGACCAGCAGGAUGCCCCCGAGCAGCUUGGUGCCAGGAAGAGCCAGGCAGCUGCAGCAGCAACCUACAAGGUUGCAUUGUUUGAGUACGAGAACUUCCGAGGUAAGAAGGUGGAGCUGUCUGAGGAGUGUAAGGAUGUAAACGCGAAGAAUCUGGAGAAGGUUGGCUCCAUUCUGGUGGAAUCUGGGCCAUGGGUGGCGUUUGAGAGGCAGGGCUUUGUGGGGGAGCAGUUUGUUUUGGAGAAGGGUGAAUAUCCCCGCUGGAGUACCUGGACAAACAGCCAGAACAGUUAUUGCCUGCUCUCCCUCAGGCCCCUCAAAGUGGAUAGCGCUGAUCACAAACUUCAUCUGUUUGAGAACGGAGGAUUUACCGGUAGAAAGAUGGAGAUUGUGGAUGAUGAUGUUCCUAGUCUCUGGGCGUAUGGUUUCCAGGACCGAGUGGCCAGCGUCAAAGCCGUGAAUGGAACGUGGGUGGGGUACAUGUACCCAGGCUACAGAGGGUGUCAGUACGUCUUCGAGCGCGGCGACUUUAAGCACUGGAACGACUGGGGCGCCGCGGUGCCACAGAUCCAGUCUGUCCGACGGGUGCGCGACAUGCAGUGGCACAAGAGGGGCUGUUUCACCCCCCCCGAACCUGCCCCCGCGCCCGCGCCCGCCCCUGCCCCCGUCCCCGUCCCCGACCCCAAUCCCGAUCCUGCACCCGCGCCCGCGCCCCCUGCUCCCGCCCCCCCAGCCGCAGCCCCCAGCAGCUGA
Chanos chanos (milkfish) is the source of this 756-nucleotide messenger RNA. RefSeq names its product crystallin, beta B3 (gene crybb3). NCBI's taxonomy places the organism in Eukaryota, Metazoa, Chordata, Actinopteri, Gonorynchiformes, Chanidae. The transcript is spliced from 5 exons. The coding region runs from base 1 to 756 and encodes 251 amino acids. Gene Ontology annotation, biological process: visual perception; lens development in camera-type eye. Gene Ontology annotation, molecular function: structural constituent of eye lens. The record is from RefSeq and is a predicted model, not a curated record.